AUGAAGCUUCUCACUAAAGAAGAAGAGGAUGCCCACUACAGCACCGUUCUCAAGUACGGCACAGUGGGUGGCUUCGCCGGUCUCGCCGCUGGAGCAGCCGGAGUUCUCUUCGCCUCCAAACGCUACCACACAAUCCGUAACCUGACCAUUCCUAUGAAAGCCUUCCUGGUGACCUCAUCGGGGACCUUUGUGGGCAUCAUCGCGGCAGACCACGGAUCCCGCGAAUUCGAAAAGCAACACAAUGCCGAACGAAUGUGGUACGAGAACCGUGAGCAGCGCCUUCGUAUGGAGGAAUCCAAGGGCCUCAGCAUAACCGACCGCGUUGUCGCCUUCGCCCGCCGCGAGAAAUACAAGAUCGUCGGUGCCACCUGGGUCGCGUCCAUGGUUGGUUCAUUCGUGCUUGUCAGCCGCAACCCCUUCCUAUCGGGCCAGCAGAAGCUCGUGCAAGCUCGUGUCUAUGCUCAGGGCCUGACAUUGGGUGUUCUGUGCGCAUCUGCUGCGUUCGAGAUCUCCGAUCAGCGUCGCGGCCGCGGUAUGCUUGAUUCUAAGAGGGGCGAUAAGGGGACUCAGCAGGCUGAGGCCGCGGAGUCGGUUCCUGCGCACCAUGAUUCCAAGGAUGAGGGUGAUCUCUGGAAGGAGAUGGUUGCUGCUGAAGAGCAGCGGUUGAAGUCUAAGCAUCAGACUCUUAGUGUGAAGAGUGAGCACGAAGCUGCCGAGAAGAGGAAGAAUCAUCAGAAUGCUAAGGCUGAGAAGCCUAAGGAGGAAUCCGAGUCUAAGGAGACCAAGACUGAGUCUAAAGACGAGGAGAAGGAUGAGGGUGAGAAGGAUGAGGGAAAGGGUGAGAAGAAGGCUUAA
Messenger RNA from Penicillium longicatenatum, 855 nucleotides. Its product is annotated as HIG1 domain-containing protein. Gene Ontology annotation, biological process: mitochondrial respiratory chain complex IV assembly. NCBI's taxonomy places the organism in Eukaryota, Fungi, Ascomycota, Eurotiomycetes, Eurotiales, Aspergillaceae. The transcript is spliced from 2 exons. Bases 1 to 855 code for a protein of 284 amino acids. The record is from RefSeq and is a predicted model, not a curated record. Gene Ontology annotation, cellular component: mitochondrial inner membrane.